ACGACCCGGCAUCGUCACAACGGACGGCAUCCGGAGCGGUGUAGCGCGACGCGCGACGAGCAGACUACUCCGGCUACACACCCCACCGUGCCCCGCCGACGCCGCACGCCUAUAUAACCGCGCGGAGCGCGGACCGACCGGCAGUCGCUGUGCUGAGCCCGAGCAAGGCACAACGGCUCCUCCGCUUGGUGUGGCGGCGUGGAAGCCCGCGUUCGCCCCAAGUGUCCCUAGGUAUAAGUCUCCCGGCCGCGUGGCGCCCCGCGUAGUUAGCCAGGAGACUUCCCCCCUCCUUCCCCCGUAGUAUAACCUCUCCCGGCCGCGUGGAAGCCCGCGUAGUCAGCCAGGGUGGUCAUCCCCAGCACCGUUCCCCCGUAGUAUAACCUCUCCCGGCCGCGUGGAAGCCCGCGUAGUCAGCCAGGGUGGUUAUCCCCAGUACCGUUCCCACCGUAGACCUAUCCCGGCCGCGUGGAAGCCCGCGUAGCUAGCCAGGACGGUUUAUUCCCGACCUUGUUCCCCGGGGAACGUUCCGUUAUCCACUAUUUCCAGGGCACGCUGCCAAACCUCGGGUUAUCACAUAUACGUAUCAUAUUCAUAUAUAUAGUUGGAUAUAGCUCGCUCCCGUCUGGAGCGAAACCAGUGUAAUUAGACCUAAGAGUUCUUUAUAAAUAAAAGGCGCGUAAGACGCCAGUUUGUUACUUUUAAGUGGUGUUUCUUAUCAGCUCAUCCUCCCUACCCUGAGUUAGCUUGGAAACCUUCACAAGGCCCCUCAGGCUGAAGGAUAUGUGUGGCUCGCCCUCUGCGACGACCAUCACAUUUGGCGCCCAACUUUAAAACUCACUAGGAGUUUCGUUAGCUCAGGAGGAUUCUGAUAGGCUAGGGCGUGCACUCGACGCGUCCCACCCACCCGCUUAGAAACAUUAAUACCGAGACUUAGCCGCAUUACGCCGGCAACCGUAGGUAGUCAAUCCGUCCGUACCGAUACCGAAAGUCGAGCGUAAGUAUCCCGACGCGCCGACCGCACCAGACCGUCAUAAUGUCAACAGCCUGGAUUUACCAGUUGAAGAGGCCAGAGCUAGUUAAAGCAGCUGAGGAAAGGAACAUAGAGACCGAAGGGUUAACAGUGGAUCAGUUGAGAAAGUUACUGGUAGACGCCGUUAACCACCAGACCGCCGAAGCCGAGGGAAAUAAACCUGACGAGUUCAAAACACCAGAUAAGAAGCAUAACGCAGAGAUGGACCAGCCCGGAAAAAUGAGUCGACCGAAGAUCAUAGGGAAAAUAAUAAAGGAGUGGAACCUUACCUUCAAACCCGGUGACAGCGCGGUCGAAUUCAUAGAGAGAAUAGAAGAGCUAAUUUCGGCUAGCGAGAUAGCAAAGGAGGAUGUCCUGCUCGCGUUACCCCGGAUACUGCAAGGGAAGGCCUUACUCUGGUAUAGGAACAACGUGGACACGUGGAACUCAUGGGAAGAGUUCAUAGAGUUAUUUAAACUAUACUAUUUCCCCGCUAAUUAUGAAGAUAACUUGAUCGCGAGUAUAAUGUCCAGAAAACAGAAGUAUAAAGAAAACUUCACCGAUUAUCUCACCGAUUUACAAACUUUAAUGAGACGUUAUGGAAACCUGUCCGAGAAAGAGAAACUACACCGAAUAUACGAAAACAUGCAGAAAAAUUAUAAACUUUACGUCAAGAAGCAGGACUUCAAGGACCUACCAGGUUUACUACAGCUUACUUCCGAAUAUGAAAAUAUAAUAUACCCGUAUGAUAACCGGUUUAUGAGGGACAAACCGCAGGAAGAGGAAGACACGGCUCCGCAGACAGACCAAGGAUGGUCACCGCCGACGGAAGACUCCGUGAAUAGACGCCGACUACAGAGAAGGGGUACCGAACCAGACAUAGAAGAGAAAAUAAACCCCAAAUACGACACAGACACGUGUUGCUGGUCAUGUGGAAAGCCAGGACAUGCAGCAAGUGAAUGUCGGUCAAAAGGAAGGCUAUUCUGCAGCAUAUGUGGAAAAAUGGGGACACUAAGCAAGAAUUGCUGCAAGAAGAAACAAUGGGGGAAAAAUGAAUCCGCAGGAGCCGCGGGUGACCGAGAAGACAACCGUAUAUACGAACGUGUGAGGUUCAUGGCUAAAGAAUACCGCUGCCUGGUGGAUACGGGUUCUACAAACACGUACAUAAACCAACAGACAUACAGGGAGUGUAUGGAGAACGGCGCGGUGCAGGAAGAGGUUCACAGAGAAGUGACACUCGCAAACGGCGGAAGAGCGCAAGUGAACACUAAAGUGUUGGUAGACAUACAAAUAAAGGGCAUACGAAUCAAACACUGGGUUCGAGUACUGCCCUCAGCAUCGUGGAUAAUCAUAGGUAUGGAUGUUCUGCGACGCAUCGGUAUGACCAUCACGUUGGCCGCAAGCGCUUCCCCUCGAGAAAGCCAAGGCACUGGCGGAAACGGGAGUACACAAAGCGCAUCACGCAAAGAAAAUACACCGGAACUGGAAUACACUAAGAAGUACUACCCAAGGAACCCCACACAACGAGAGAUCAGAAGUACAUAUGUGAAAGAUGCUCUGAAUCAAGGUAUAAUUCAGAAAUCCGAUAGCCCGUACAGUUCACCGGUCCGGAGUGGGAAACAUAACCAUAUCGCGGACGAACUAUCCAGAAACCUUAUAUGUACAGCAGAAGAACAUAAUUUGUGCGACAGAAAACACACAGAAAUAGGAAACGCCGCGGACCAGCCACAGGAAUGCUGCGUCAAAGAUGGCAAGCUUUACAAGAAAGUAACCAGACCCGAGCACCGGAGAUCAAAAAACAGACCAGAGCACCGGACUAGCGCCAAGACCUCAACUCCCGUCAACUGGAACCCGGAGGAAGACCGUACAGCGGCAAUACUAGAGCCGCCAGGUGAUCGAGGGAGACAUAUUAAUCGACGGAGGCGGGAUACUGAGGCAUUGCGCGGAAGUACGAACCCAACCCGACACCGAAACCCAGGCCCGCCCGGAACCCCACAUCGAGGUACAGGUCGAAGCGGACAACCGACCGAUAGGGGACCUCGAUGGGUAUCAGGCCCAAGACACGGCCUACAUAAAGAAAUAGACCGACAUGGAUCACUGAACCGAUUAGCAGCGACCGGCGCCGACAGAACGAAUCGCGCAACGAAAAGGAAAAAGAAGAAGUGGUCGAGGCGGCGCAGGACUGCAGACUACUUAUCCGAACUAAACAAAAGCCAAGAGAAAGGCAAUAAAAGGAAAAGCGAAUUCCGCAAAUAAGAAAAAAUAAACCAAGAACGGUUUUGUUUUAUUUUAUAUAUUAUAUUUUAUUUUCACUUUCUUUCAUUUACUUCCGUAGAUAAGAUACCGAAGAUUUGACCAGUUUAUUAUUUUUCUUUUCUCCCCGGUAGAUUUUAUUAAAGUAGGUAAUAUUCCAGAAUACAUAAAGCUAAGAAAAUAAUUAACCCUAAUCCGUAAAUAAAUAAAUACCAGAAUGGAACAGUAGAUACAUACUUAUUUCAAUUAAAUAAUUAAGUAAAUAUAACUAUUUGGCGUUGCAAUACCCAAAUUAGUAUUAUAAGUACCAGCAAGGGGUACACCUAACCAGUUUCAUUAACGGUGAUUUUUACCCUAGGCAAAAAUCUCCUCGUCGGGGGAGGCACUGUGACGACCCGGCAUCGUCACAACGGACGGCAUCCGGAGCGGUGUAGCGCGACGCGCGACGAGCAGACUACUCCGGCUACACACCCCACCGUGCCCCGCCGACGCCGCACGCCUAUAUAACCGCGCGGAGCGCGGACCGACCGGCAGUCGCUGUGCUGAGCCCGAGCAAGGCACAACGGCUCCUCCGCUUGGUGUGGCGGCGUGGAAGCCCGCGUUCGCCCCAAGUGUCCCUAGGUAUAAGUCUCCCGGCCGCGUGGCGCCCCGCGUAGUUAGCCAGGAGACUUCCCCCCUCCUUCCCCCCGUAGUAUAACCUCUCCCGGCCGCGUGGAAGCCCGCGUAGUCAGCCAGGGUGGUCAUCCCCAGCACCGUUCCCCCGUAGUAUAACCUCUCCCGGCCGCGUGGAAGCCCGCGUAGUCAGCCAGGGUGGUUAUCCCCAGUACCGUUCCCACCGUAGACCUAUCCCGGCCGCGUGGAAGCCCGCGUAGCUAGCCAGGACGGUUUAUUCCCGACCUUGUUCCCCGGGGAACGUUCCGUUAUCCACUAUUUCCAGGGCACGCUGCCAAACCUCGGGUUAUCACAUAUACGUAUCAUAUUCAUAUAUAUAGUUGGAUAUAGCUCGCUCCCGUCUGGAGCGAAACCAGUGUAAUUAGACCUAAGAGUUCUUUAUAAAUAAAAGGCGCGUAAGACGCCAGUUUGUUACUUUUAA
Leguminivora glycinivorella is the source of this 4355-nucleotide messenger RNA. RefSeq lists its product as uncharacterized. NCBI's taxonomy places the organism in Eukaryota, Metazoa, Arthropoda, Insecta, Lepidoptera, Tortricidae. The coding region runs from base 1034 to 3265 and encodes 743 amino acids. The record is from RefSeq and is a predicted model, not a curated record. Gene Ontology annotation, biological process: proteolysis. Gene Ontology annotation, molecular function: zinc ion binding; nucleic acid binding; aspartic-type endopeptidase activity. The transcript is spliced from 2 exons.